Ctenocephalides felis (cat flea) is the source of this 1418-nucleotide messenger RNA. RefSeq names its product zinc finger protein 271-like. The record is from RefSeq and is a predicted model, not a curated record. The transcript has 9 exons. Bases 481 to 1290 code for a protein of 269 amino acids. Gene Ontology annotation, molecular function: DNA-binding transcription factor activity, RNA polymerase II-specific; RNA polymerase II cis-regulatory region sequence-specific DNA binding. Gene Ontology annotation, cellular component: nucleus. NCBI's taxonomy places the organism in Eukaryota, Metazoa, Arthropoda, Insecta, Siphonaptera, Pulicidae. Gene Ontology annotation, biological process: regulation of transcription by RNA polymerase II.
GAAUCUUCGAGAGAACAUAUUUGUCCAAGUUGUAGAAAUUGUUUUGAAACUUUAUCAGAAUUAAGAUCUCAUACGAAACUGCACAUUAAAGAUAUGAAAUAUGGGUGCUCUUCGUGCAAUAAGUCGUUUUGUAAUGAAGCUAAUUUGGAUAGACAUGUUAGGAAACAGCAUUUACAAACACACAUUUGCAAUGUUUGUAAUAAAACUUUUCUCAAUCAGAGAAAACUCAGACUGCAUGCAACAUGUCAUACAGCAGAAUCAGAUAAAAAAUAUAAAUGCAGGUAUUGCAUUAAAAAAUUUAAUCAAGUUCAUCAUUUAGAAAAUCAUGAAAGAAUUCAUACUGGGCAAAAGCCUUACUUGUGCAAUGAAUGUGGAAAAGGUAACUAGAAGCUUUUUUUUAACAAUCUGAUUUUGAACAAAUUAUUAAGAUAUUAAGAAUAAAAUGAAGGAUUUAGACAACAAUAUGCCUUAACGUUACAUAUGCGUAUUCAUACUGGGGAUAAGCCUUACAUUUGUCAAGAAUGUGGAAAAACAUUUAAUCGUAAACAAGGUCUGGAUUCACAUUUGCUUUGUCAUAGUGGAAAAAGAGAUGAUAAAGUUGCUAGUGAUGGUAAACCUCAUAUUUGCACAGAAUGUGGAAUAAGGGUAACAAGACUGCAUAUAUUAAUAAAACAUAUGUGGGAAGUUCAUAAAAAAUGUGAUGAUCCAAUUCUUUUAGAACAAGCUAAGCAACAAGCAAAAUUAAGAAAAGAUGACAAAGUAAUCAAAGGAGUUAUAUAUGCUUGCAAUGUAUGUGAUACAAAAUUUCAAUCAAAUCUUAAAUUGAAACAACAUAUGAAAGUUCAUGCUUUUCAAUAUAUAUGCAGUGUUUGUUCAAGAGCAUUUAUGUUAAGAAGUCAACUGGAGGCGCAUAGCAGAUUCCAUACAGGUUCUGUACGGUUACAUUCUUGUUCGCAUCCUGGAUGUACGCGCAGCUUCAAUAGACCAGAACACGCACGGGCUCAUUAUAUGCGAGCGCACACCACGGAAAGGCCGUAUCAGUGCGAGGUUUGCUUAAAAGGUUUCUGUCAGUCUGGUGAUCUAAAAGUGCAUAUGCGUUAUCACACAGGUGAGAGGCCAUAUGAUUGUUCAUUUUGUGAUAAAUCUUUUGCUGCAAGCAGUGCACUUAAAGGUCACAUGCGAAGGCAUACUGGUGAACGCCCAUAUUGCUGUGCAGUUUGUCAAAAUGGAUAUUAUACUUCAACAGAACUGAACCAAUGUUCAAAGCGACUGUGUGUUGCGCUAGGAUAAACCAAAUUGGAUGAACCGAGCUGCUUAAUGUUUCUCAAUCUUUGAAAUUCUGGUGUGUCAAUUAUUUUGAAAAUAAGAGGAUCGAAUUGCAUGUGACCAUGGAUAGAAUCAUUCAUUUUGAGAGGCGC